This is a messenger RNA of Mercurialis annua (annual mercury), 381 nucleotides long. RefSeq lists its product as uncharacterized. Gene Ontology annotation, molecular function: zinc ion binding; nucleic acid binding. Lineage: Eukaryota; Viridiplantae; Streptophyta; Magnoliopsida; Malpighiales; Euphorbiaceae. The record is from RefSeq and is a predicted model, not a curated record. Bases 1 to 381 code for a protein of 126 amino acids. The transcript has a single exon.
AUGGUCGAGAGAACAUGUACAUGCAAAAAGUUUGAUAUCGAUGAAAUUCCUUGUAAACAUGCCAUAGCAUUUCUAGCCGACAAGAAGAUUGAACCUUAUGCGUACUGCUCAAGAUACUAUACAAAUGCAGCUAUGUUAGCGACAUAUUCUGAAACUGUAUAUCCAUUGGAGAAGGAAGAAGAAUGGAUUAUUCCAGAACAUAUCAAGAACAUGAUUGUCAAACCACCCCAACAUAGAACACGAACUGGAAGGCCUAAAAAGGGUAGGUACCAGUCAAAGUGGGGAAAUCCUAAAAACGAUCCAAAUCAAGGGCAAUGUGGAAAAUGCGGACACGCUGGACAUAAUAGGAAGACAUGCCGAAACAAGCCAAAAGAUACCUAG